Messenger RNA from Myxocyprinus asiaticus (Chinese sucker), 1127 nucleotides. Its product is annotated as probable ATP-dependent RNA helicase DDX56. The transcript is spliced from 8 exons. The record is from RefSeq and is a predicted model, not a curated record. Gene Ontology annotation, cellular component: nucleolus. Bases 65 to 799 code for a protein of 244 amino acids. Lineage: Eukaryota; Metazoa; Chordata; Actinopteri; Cypriniformes; Catostomidae.
CGUCUGUUAAAGGUAAAAUAAUUAGGCGUCUUCUUAAUUAUAUAACGUCUGUCUGCAUCGGGAUAUGAGAAAAAGAAUACCAGCAGUUUGUUUUGUGCAGUUUUACUUUGUGAAGUUGUUGCCUAAUGUCUUAAGACAAGGCAAAGACAAGGAAUACAGUGUUUCCAGAGGGAUCGACUUCCACAACGUGUCUAACGUCAUCAACUUUGAUUUUCCCACUUCCGUUGACGCCUACAUCCAUCGGGUUGGCAGAACGGCUCGAGCAGAUAAUCCCGGCACUGCUCUGUCUUUUAUAUCUCACACUGAACUUCAUCUGCUUGAGGAGGUUGAAAACGCUCUUACUGGAGACAGUACAGAUUGUGUAUUAAAACCAUACGGCUUCAAAAUGGAAGAAAUCGAGGGAUUCAGAUACAGAUGUUGGGACGCAAUGAGAUCAGUGACGAAACAAGCGGUGAAGGAGGCCAGACUGAAAGAGAUCAAACAGGAGCUGCUCAACUCCGAGAUACUCAAGACGAAUUUUGAAGACAAUCCUAGAGACUUGCAGCUGCUACGACACGACAAAGACCUUCACCCUGCCGUCAUCAAACCUCACCUGAGAAACGUGCCCGAUUACCUGAUCCCGACAGCUUUAAAAGGUCUCGUCAAUCCUCUGAACAGACGGAAGAACAGAAAGCAAAAUCUAAAGGCAGGAGCUGUGAUGAGAAGCAGCUUUAAGAAGAAUUUCAGAGGCAAAAACCCCCUAAAGAGUUUCCGCUACGCAAGAAAGAAACCUGCAGAAAAGAAGGCUGAUAAAUCCUAAUGGCAAAAGAUUUCCUGGAACCUGCUGCCAACAACUGACUCGGGAGAGACUUUGGGAUUGGGAGGGAAAUUUUGUGGAAAUCUGGACAUAACUAGUUGUGUGGACAGUGUGUUUAUCAGUCUGAACUUUCAGUAUCAGUUUGAAACAAGACCGUUUUGACAAGUAUUCACUAUGACGGACAUGAAAAGACUGCCGAGACUGUAACGUAUAUCUGAAUCAGACAUGCAGGUGGAUGUUUCUGCCUCACUGUAUGUUUCAAAUGUUCUUUAUGCAUAUUAAAAAUAUAAAAUUGUAUCUUUCAUCUUUAAUAAAUCUCUACUUCAUAGAA